GCCCUCUGCAGCUCAUUACCGCCUUCAGUUCAUGUAACGUCUGUGGAUUUCAGCAGCAGCAGCUCUGUCAGCUCAGUCUUUGGCUUUCUUCGUGUCAUGCUGGAGCACAGCAUGACUUGGAGAUUUUUGGGAGAGACUUUGCUCAGUUUUUAACCCACUUCAGAAACCACAGAGGAGGAGGGCCUGGUCACUGGGGGAAAGAUGAAAAGAGGAGACGCACCUGUUUCAAAGCAGUCAAGUGCUUGUUUGGGUACAAACAUGCCUCGGCAGUUUUACAAGGUAACUCUGAGUGAGGUGGAGGAGGAGAAGCAGCUACUAGCAGAGAAAGUGUACGCCUCAGCGCUGAAAGAAGAAGACAACAAGGAUGCGUUGUCAAUGUUCACAGUGCCCGAGGACUGCCCCAUCGGGCUGCAGCAAGCCAAAAACCAUGAGCUGCUCAAGGACCUGGCAGAGCAACAGUCCGAGGAGAGCUCCAAAAGGAGAAAAAGUUUCAUGUUGAUUCGCUCCCAGUCGCUGUCCUUGCAGAUCCCAGUGACUACAGAUGGCUCAGGUCCGGGGACCUUUACACCAUUAAUGUCCGCCAGCUCCACUUUCUCAUCAGCGCCAGAAACCUGUCCUGAUUUCCAGAGAGUCACUAUCAGCGGUGAUUACUGUGCAGGGAUCCCAGUAGAAGACUACGAGCAGGCUGCCAAAAGUCUGUUUAAAGCGCUGCUGCUUCGAGAAAAGUACUCCAAACUGGCCUAUCACAGAUUCUGUCGAACAACAAGCCAGUUUCUGCGCAUUGCUGAGAACACAACAUGGAAUGAAGAUGAUGAGGUUCUACCUGACAUGUGCCCGUGUCCGAUGGAAGGUGAGGACCCUUACAGUGAGGAGAACAUCCCUGAGCAGCUCAACUAUGAGCUGAAGAUGAAGGAUGGGAUCGUGCACGUGUACGACGGUGCAGAGGCGCUCGGAAAGGAUCAYCCCCUCGACCUUCCCUACCCGGACCUGGAGACGUUUGCCAUUGAUUUAAAUCAGGUGCUGGCAAUGAUUGCAGAUGGACCCACAAAAACCUACUGCCACAGAAGACUAAACUUCUUGAGCUCCAAGUUCAACCUGCAUGAAAUGCUAAAUGAGAUGGCAGAGCUUAAGGAACUGAAAAGUGUUGCUCACAGAGAUUUUUACAAUGUUAGGAAGGUGGACACGCACAUCCACGCAGCUGCUUGCAUGUCUCAGAAACACCUGCUCACCUUCAUUCAGAAAACAUACAAAUCUGAUGCAGACAGGGUAGUCCUGCAGAAGGACGGACAAAAGAUGAGCCUCCAGCAGGUUUUCCAGAGCCUCAACAUGGACAUAUAUGACCUCACUGUGGACUCACUGGAUGUUCAUGCUGGGAGACAAACGUUUCAUCGUUUUGACAAGUUCAACUCCAAGUAUAACCCAGUGGGUGCCAGUGAGCUCCGAGAACUCUUCCUGAAAACAGACAACGACAUCAACGGAGAGUAUUUUGCUCAGAUCAUAAAGACUCUUCCUCUCAUCUCACAGGAGGUGGCUCAUGAUUUGGAGGAGAGUAAGUAUCAGCACGCAGAGCCGAGACUGUCGAUCUACGGACGCUCUGCUGACGAGUGGCAAAGUCUCGCCAAGUGGUUCAUUCAGCACAAACUGCACUCGCCAAACAUGAGAUGGAUGAUCCAAGUGCCCAGAAUAUACGAUAUCUUUAAGUCGAAGAAGCUGGUGCCUAAUUUUGCCAAAAUAUUGGAGAACGUGUUCCUUCCUCUGUUUGAGGCGUCCGUGAACCCCCAGAAGCACAAAGAACUCCACAUCUUCCUCAAAUAUGUGUCCGGCUUCGACAGCGUAGAUGAUGAGUCCAAACACAGCAAUCACAUGUUUUCCUUCAGGAGCCCGAAACCCGAGCAGUGGGUGAGCGAUGACAACCCCCCCUACAGCUACUACCUCUUCUAUAUGUACGCAAACAUCAUGGUGCUCAACAACCUCAGAAAAGAACUUGGACUGAACACCUUCCAGUUUCGUCCUCACUGCGGAGAAGCCGGAUCAAUAACUCACCUGGUCUCCGCCUUCCUCACUGCCGACAACAUCUCACACGGCCUCAACCUAAAGAAGAGUCCUGUGCUGCAGUACAUGUACUACCUGGCCCAGGUGCCGAUUGCAAUGUCUCCUCUGAGCAACAACAGCCUUUUUCUGGAAUACUCUAAAAAUCCCCUUAAAGAGUUCCUCCACAAAGGUCUGUGUGUGUCCCUGGCCACGGAUGAUCCCAUGCAGUUCCACUACACCAAGGAGCCACUGAUGGAGGAGUAUGCUAUAGCAGCUCAGCUGUGGAAGCUCAGCACCUGUGAUGUGUGUGAAAUAGCCAGGAACAGUGUGCUGCAAAGUGGACUGAGUCACCAGGAAAAGAAGUGCUUUUUAGGAGCAAACUACCUGAAAGAAGGACACGAAGGCAACGACAUCCGUCGGACCAACGUUGCCCAGAUUCGCAUGGCCUACAGACAAGAGACGCUGUGCAACGAGCUCAGCUUCAUCGUUGACGCCGUGCAGUCUGAGGUUAUUACUUCUCAUUAGGAGGUAAAAGAAUCUCGUAUAUGACAGAAUCAAAGCAUGCUCAGGAWUCAUCAGUCACCAUUAUUUAGUAAAAAAAAAAGCCACCAUCUGGCUACGAUGGUUAACUAAGCACAUACUUCCAUUUAAAAAGCAACGCUGAACCAAUCGGAUAACAAAUGAGAGCUGUAAAAAAAGAAACGCUUCAGUGAUUGA
Messenger RNA from Austrofundulus limnaeus, 2748 nucleotides. RefSeq names its product adenosine monophosphate deaminase 3a (gene ampd3a). The record is from RefSeq and is a predicted model, not a curated record. The transcript has 17 exons. Gene Ontology annotation, cellular component: cytosol. Gene Ontology annotation, molecular function: AMP deaminase activity. NCBI's taxonomy places the organism in Eukaryota, Metazoa, Chordata, Actinopteri, Cyprinodontiformes, Rivulidae. The coding region runs from base 202 to 2556 and encodes 784 amino acids. Gene Ontology annotation, biological process: IMP salvage; AMP metabolic process.